AUGGCAGGACCUACACGAAACGAUGUCUGCCUAGGCCUGGCUUUUGUGUUUGUUGGUGUUAUUUAUGCCUUAAGUAACAGAUGGCAGCGGGAGUUGGUGGUUCAAGGAGUCAUCACGAGAAAACCACACAAGUUUGAUCACUUGUUUGUCAUGUGGACUCUGCAGCAACUGCUCCAGUUGAGUCUUCUCCUCGUGUGGAAGUUCAUACAAAAUGAUUGGUUUGGUUGCUCUCGCUUCAUGCAUGGAGAGAGAAACCGAGGAAAUGCACUUGCAGGAGUUCAGGCCAUGGAGAGACUACCGCCAGCAAAUGAUCCUGCUGUUAGAGAUGAGGUGGCGCCACCCCAAGAUGAGGUCGUACGUAACAGACGCAUCAACAAGAAGCCAUCAAAACUAGUCUAUUUCCCCCCAGCAUUUUUUGCACUGGCACAUGUACUCUUGUUGUACUUCGGGCUGAAGCUGACCUACAGUUCCAGCUUCAUCAUGCUGAAAGGUACUGUUGUAUUAUUUACGGCAUUAUUAUCGCUGGCUUUUCUGGCACAACAGCUUCGAUAUUAUGUUUGGUUUGGAGUUGUGGUGGCAACUAUAGGCUUUGCUGUGUCUGGAAUCUCAGACUACAUUCAUUUCCCUAGUGGUUACGAGAAAUAUGGCAUAGCAGCUGGUGACCUGCUAAUCUUGAUGGCACAAAUCAUGUUUGCCACUAAAAUCAUUUAUGAACAGAAGUUCAUACGCAAACAUUUCACCCACCCAAUGGUGUUUUUAGGAUGUGAAGGAGUUUAUGGUAGUUUCUUUGCAAUUGUGCUUCUCUUGGCAUUCAACUUUGCUGAUGCAGUGCAGUACAGCAGCCUGCCAAAUGGACGACUGGAGGAUGUCAAAGAUUUUGUGCUUCAACUUAGCAACUCGUGGCAUGCGGUUCUGGCUGUGAUUGGUUCAUUGGUCAGCUACAUAUUGUACACAUACCUGGGAAUGUUCUUGAUCCGAGACCAGGGGGCCUUGCCCAGAAUCGUCAUAGAAACAUUUACCUGGGGCAUCUACUGGACCAUCUGCCUGUUCUUACACUGGGAAAAUUUCUUCAUAGCUCAGGUGCCCGGACUCUGUGUUAUUGCCAUUGGGGCUCUAAUUUAUGCCAACAUAUUACCUCUGCCAUUUGCAUCAUGUUUGGAAAGAAGUGAAAACAACAAUCCAAUGGAAGGAGUAAACAAUGAUCAUCUACACGCAGACCAACCGGAUAAUGAUCAGACUGUGAGGCCCAAUGGUGAAAACAAUGAAAUUAUCCCAGCAGAAGACAAUGACGAUGUUCCCUUGCUGCACUGA
Molecule: messenger RNA, 1311 nt
Organism: Candidula unifasciata
Lineage: Eukaryota; Metazoa; Mollusca; Gastropoda; Stylommatophora; Geomitridae
Source: the annotation of a GenBank genome assembly